This is a messenger RNA of Drosophila montana, 2155 nucleotides long. RefSeq lists its product as uncharacterized. Gene Ontology annotation, cellular component: cytoplasm. The transcript has 7 exons. NCBI's taxonomy places the organism in Eukaryota, Metazoa, Arthropoda, Insecta, Diptera, Drosophilidae. Bases 480 to 1853 code for a protein of 457 amino acids. The record is from RefSeq and is a predicted model, not a curated record. Gene Ontology annotation, biological process: microtubule cytoskeleton organization; intracellular signal transduction; protein phosphorylation. Gene Ontology annotation, molecular function: protein serine/threonine kinase activity; ATP binding; tau-protein kinase activity.
AGAAGAAGAGUCAACGGGACGCCCCCCUCCCCCCUCCCCCUAGAGGACGAGAGGAGACCAACAAGUUGCCAUCAACGGCGUCACGCCCUUUGAGUGAAGGACUCCCUCCCAGGCGCAGAGACAGGGACAGCAGCAAAACGGCAGCCGUGGAUACCAGCACGCUGCGCAGUUCCGCUACUGUGAAAGCGACGACGCCGACGUCGCUGUCGACGCCACUGUCGCUGCCGCCGCUGACAAUUUGUCAGCCGCCAGCGCCAACGCCGCCUUAUCAGCGGCUGACCAAGGCGUUGCAAUGCGAUCCGAGAUGCGGUCACGAGGUAACAAUUGGCCGUCGCAUUGGCCUCUACAGAUUCUGUGGCGACAUCGGACGCGGCAACUUCUCCAAGGUCAAGCUGGCCGUGCAUCAGCUGACACGAGACAAGGUGGCCAUCAAGGUAGUUGACUUGGAUCGCGCCGGCCUCGAUGCGAAGGCGUUGCGCAUGCUCUCCAGCGAGAUAGCGACGCUCGAGUGUGUUCAUCAUCCCAACAUAUUGAGGCUCUUUGAGGUGGUCGAGACGCUGGGCCGCGUCUAUCUGGUCACGGAAUGGAUACGCGGCGGCGAGCUCUACAAUCACAUCACGCAGGGCGGGCCGCUGCGCGAGAUUCACGCGGCGCCGCUUUUCAAGCAGCUGCUGCUCGCCGUCAAGCACAUGCAUAGCUUGGGCUAUGUGCAUCGCGACAUCAAGGCGGAGAAUGUGCUGCUGCUCUCGGAGGAUCGCCUCAAGCUGGCCGACUUUGGUUUCAGCACACAGUUAAUUAAUGGUGCCAAUCAGAAGCUGGAUACAUUUUGCGGCUCGCCGCCGUAUGCGGCGCCGGAGCUGUUCUCCGAUGACCAUUAUAUUGGCGCCCCGGUCGAUGUCUGGGCCCUGGGCAUAUUGCUCUAUUUUAUGGUCGUCGGCAAUAUGCCAUUUCGUGCACCCACCAUACCCGGCCUCAAGGCAGCCAUACUCAAGGGCGACUAUCUGCUGCCCGGCCAGCUGAGCUUGCCCUGCAUAAGACUAAUUCAACGAAUCUUAAUCCAUGUGCCCGCCCAGCGGCCGACCAUAGACGACAUCCUGAACAGCCAGUUUGUCACCUGCCCCAAGCUGAGCGUGGAGCUGAUGCAGCUGGAAUUGAAUCUGCAUAGCAAGCCCGCCAAGCGUUCCAUAUUCUGGGUGCGCAAAUCGAAUCGGCUGCGGAAAAGCGCCUCGCUGCGGGAACGCUACGCGGAGGUGGUCAAGAAGCCGGCGAUUAGCAUGAACACGCGCCAGCAGGACGAGAUGUUCGUGCACAGCUUUUUGCAUCCCAUCGAGCUGGGACACGAACAGCCGACGGCGGCCAAUACCAAAGAGCUGGAGGCGAAUGGGGAGCCAGUGAAGCGUUCGGGUCCCGGCAGGCGUUAUCUCUUCUGCGGCACGCUCAAGAAGAAGAUAACGCCCAUCGAAACGGAGCCGGAGAAGCAGCUCUCGAACGGCGGCCCGCCGGCCAAGCUAAGCCCGUGGAGCAUCGAGGUGGCCGACGAUUGUCCGCUCUUCAAGAACUACGACGCGGAGACGGGCAGCUGCGUGAUGCUGCCCACCAAUACGGACGAUCUCAGCCAGCUGUGCGCCUUGGAGUUCGAGGCCAGGCAGCUGCUCGCCGAGCUCGGAGUUACCACACAGAUGCUAAUCAAUGCCAUACCGAGCGGACCAAGAUCCGACAUCAUUGGCGCCUAUCGGAUCGUGGUGAAUCGCCUCCAGAAACAAUCCUGGCUGGCGCGCAAGCAUGUGGAAAUGGCCCUGCAGCUGGAGCCGAAGACGGAGAAGCGCAGCGAGCGACAGUGCUGCAUAUUGUAGGCCAAUGAAUGUUGAGUGUUUAAUGCUUAAUUAAUUAUAAUAAUUAAUAAUUAAUAUUUAAUGAUUAGUGUCAAUUCUAUAGCCCAGCAAGGCAGGCGGACAGGCAGGAGUUAGGUGUGUUUCUCGUUUUUAGUGUAGAGCGACAGAAGAGCUGAAGAGUUCCUUAUUUCGUCUAGGUUCUGAGUUUAGCAAACUGUUAAUUAAUUAUAUUGAAGGAUAAUUAGAUAUGCUAUGCAUUAGGCGCCAUUAGACUGGUUUUUACAAUUAACAAGCCCCACAAAAGAAAUAUGUUUGAAAAACAA